GCAAGCCUCUCCAAGAUGACGCUCCUAGGUUGGAUGCACCGAAAGCUACGGAGCAAUAAUGACGUGUUCAAAGAGUUCAACGCCGGCGGAGGUGGGGCCUGCAAUUGCAUCACCGGACUAGCCUCACCGGACGGCGAAUACUUCGGUGACGAUGCCUUUGCCGCCAACCAUCCAUCGCCGCUGGUCAGCGCGGACGAGCACUUCACCUUUAGCGGGAGUGGCCUCCUCGCCAUUGGCACGCUGGGCUUCGCCGACUUUGACAUCCCUAGCGACCACGAGGACAACGACGAAGAUUACGAUCACGUCGACGUGGAGAGCAUUGAUGCCGAUGGCACCGUGGAUGAAGCUGACGAUGGCACUGUCACGCCCACCUUCACCUACCUGCAGCCUGAGGCCGAGGACGCCGCUGUGGAGAAGGAGAUGUGCACCAUUGAGGCCGUCGCGGAGAAGGACGAUGACACGCCAACGGAGGACGACCUCAUGCUGGUGAGCGCCGAGCUGGAGAAGGUCCUCGGGGGCAGCGACAUUCCGUCCGCGCGGGUGAGCUUCGCCAUGGGCGUCGACUGCCCGCUGCAGGGCUUCCUAUUCGGCUCCCCGGUGUGCAGCGACGCCGAGUCGCGACCUGACAAACCGGACGGCGGUGGCCGGCGCACCUCACUCGGCGAGCUGUUCAUGCGCACACGCUUCGUCGAGGACAAGGUAGCACUUGUCGCCGUCGCGGAGGGGGAAGACGGCGGGGAGAGGGAUGAAGGGAAGCAAGGGAAAGGGGACGGCGGCCGCUACAAGAGGAUGAAGAAGAGGAGGGUGAAGGAUGAGAAAGGCGCCGGUGGCGAUGGAGAGCCGGAUAGUGCAACGACUAAAAGCAAAUUUAAGAAGAUCCUUCAAAUCUUCCACAGGAAAGUCUACCCUGAAAGCACGAUACUGACAAGGAACCUGACCAAGAAAACCCGCAAACGCUGUGGUCCGGAGGACGGCGGCGGUGCUACCGACGAGCCGACGGCCUCGCCGAAGACCACCCGGCCGCGCAUGCUGAGCCUCGGAUGCUGCACCAAGCGCUCCUUCAGCGCCUCCCCUGGUGACAGCGGCGAGCUGAACGCCAACAAGAGCGGCCACUGGAUCAAGACCGACGCAGACUACUUGGUGCUGGAAUUAUAGAUGGAAGGAAGAAUCAAGAGCUGUUGGCCUGAAUGUGAACGUGAAUGAAGCACAGCGAGUAUAUGUGUAUGUGUAUGUGUGCUUGCCUAUUUCAAUCCUUAUCUUGUCGGUACGUACCUCUGAAUGUGUUGUAUGUCUCACAAUAUAAGGUGGGAGAACGACUGAAAUUAUAUCAAUCAAGUGUGCGGUGAUGUGUACAUGGCUCUGUAGACGCCUGAGUCUGACAGAGAUCACCAAGACACAAUGUAUGAUUUAAUUUUCUUGUUGAUGCGAUUGGUGUUUUGU
Molecule: messenger RNA, 1440 nt
Organism: Lolium rigidum
Lineage: Eukaryota; Viridiplantae; Streptophyta; Magnoliopsida; Poales; Poaceae
Product: protein LAZY 1
Exons: 5
Coding region: 16-1155 (379 amino acids)
Biological process (GO): gravitropism; regulation of auxin polar transport
Source: RefSeq, a predicted model, not a curated record